Adineta ricciae is the source of this 474-nucleotide messenger RNA. NCBI's taxonomy places the organism in Eukaryota, Metazoa, Rotifera, Eurotatoria, Adinetida, Adinetidae. The record is from the annotation of a GenBank genome assembly.
AUGAGCAAGCACGUUGAUGGUACAUCAUUGACAGUCGAUGAUCGCUUGAAACAAAUCUAUGAAGUUUUAUCAAGACGCAAUCGUAAUCGUGCGUUGAGUCUUAAAGAUGUUGGCGUCGCUAUCCGAGCUGCUGGUUUCAGUCCAACGAAUAGCGAAUUGAAGAAAUUGAUUGAUACAAAACUGGGUUCAACUUACGCACAUCAAUUAUUUGAUCUGAAGACCAUUCAAGAGUUGUGUGUUGGCUUGAAAAAACGUCCCGAAAAGGACGUUCAUCAAAGUUUACGUUGUUUCGAUUAUGAACGCAAUGGUUUUAUAUCUGCACGAGAAUUGAAAUAUUUCCUGAGUACACGUGGCGAAAAAUUAAGUGACGAAGAAAUCGAUGAAAUGCUGCGCGAUAUGGAUAUCGAUGAGCAAGGCAUGUUAUCUAUUGAUCAAGCACUAUCAGUUUUCUCCGUGGGAGAUUUUAUUCAAUAA